This is a messenger RNA of Owenia fusiformis, 1905 nucleotides long. The record is from the annotation of a GenBank genome assembly. NCBI's taxonomy places the organism in Eukaryota, Metazoa, Annelida, Polychaeta, Sabellida, Oweniidae.
GCCACUGUAGAUGUCAGCUGCUGGUAUACAGGUUCCUUCGCAAAUAAUCAGUGUCUGAAAGGAAACUGCAAUAGAAAUCUUGACUUGGCUCUGGGGAGGGGCAACCUUUUACAUGUAUCGACAUAUCAUUUAUGUCUAGAGGAAUCUUGACCAAAUAGUAGUAAGAAUAAAGUACCUAUUUGUAAAAUGAGCCCACAAUCUGUCACCAGGAUGGACACCUGUGGUCCAAGGGGCAUCAUCCAUGCAGAACUGAGUGAUAGUAAAACAACCAUUAGUGAAGAAAUAGACUGUUCAAAGCGACUUCAUCCAAAACAAGUUGAAUCACUCCGAGAAUUAAACCUUGAAGAGAUUGAAUUAUCAGUAUUACAGUGGAUAGCUGAUACAUCACAGUUAUCUGAAAUGGCUGAUAACACAAAGCUAUCAAUAGUUGAUAACAUAAAACCAUCGAAAAUAGCUGAUACCUUGAAACUAUCAAAUACAGAAGAUAUUGUGCAACCAUCAACAUCACCUGAUGCAACACAACAUUCACAAAUAGCUGACACAGAACAAUCCCCAAAUAUAGUGGAUAUUAUGCAACCAUGCAUUAGUUCGCUCAAUGGAGAAGAAUGUGUACAAGAUCAUAGCACAUUUGAAUUGAAUUUAAAAACUGAUCAAGUCCAAUGCAAAAGCAACUUCUCAAACCACAGUACUAAGUGCCCUACAAUAUCGACAUUGCUUCAAACAUCGGUACCUAUUCAUGCUUUUUCUAGUCAACAAUCUGAUACCAUUACCAAUGGAACAAUUACAUCGAAUACUGAAAUACCUCAAUUUUGUCUACCUCAGAUCAAAAACAAUGGCAAUAUGGAUUGUGAUGUUGAUGUGCAAAAGGAUGAACAGGCUUCAAACGAUGAUUCUUGUACAACAAUUACUAAGCAAAUUCAGGUUUAUUCCAAGGAACUAUUACUCACACAUAUCCGUAGAAAAAACUGUAAAAAAUUCUCAAUCCAGUUAUAUGAUAUUUGUAAACAUUCAAAAGAUAAACCAACCAUACGUCAACAGAGAGCCGAAAGAUCAAAGCAUAAGACACAAAUAGACUCCAAGUGUAAAAUGCUUGUACGAACCCAUUAUGACUAUAAGGAAAUAACAGAAAAUGUAUAUGUUGAUGUUAAGCCUGCACCUUGUGAUGUUUACCCUCCAUGUAACUGUCAAUACCCUGCUGCUGUCCAAUUACAAAAGGCUUGUAAUGACGAGUGUUUGAAUCGUAUGAUGUAUGCGGAAUGUUCCCCAGAGACGUGUCCAUGCGCUAACAGCUGUGGAAACCAGAGUAUACAGAGACAUAAAUGGGUUAAGGGUUUAGAGAAAUACAACACAGAAAAUAGAGGAUAUGGUGUGCGCACAACUGUCAAAAUAAAUGCUGACCAGUUCAUACUGGAAUAUGUGGGGGAAGUGGUCAGUGGAAAAGAAUUCCGUAGACGUAUGAUAGAAAAGUAUUCCCAGGACAACCAUCACUACUGUUUGAACCUAGGUAGUGGCAUUGUGAUUGAUGGCUAUCGUCGAGGUAACAUAGGACGCUUUGUUAAUCACUCUUGUGACCCAAACUGUGAAAUGCAAAAAUGGAAUGUGAAUGGUGUAUACAGGAUUGGACUGUUUGCAUUGAAAGAUAUAGAGCCUGGGACUGAAUUGACCUAUGACUACAACUUUGAUGCUUUCAACCUGGAUAGCCAGCAAGUCUGCAGAUGUGAAAGUGAGAACUGUCGGGGUAUAAUGGCUAGAAAAUCACAGAAUGUCAAUGUACCGCACAACACAGCUCAACCAAUCAGCAAUAAACAUUUACGGAGUAAAUUAAAGAAAAAACAAUGUAUAAGGAGAAAAAGAAAGAAAAUAUCAACAAUUCAACAGUUGUUUCCUGUCAGCAAAAUCAAAAGG